AUGUGUCUUUUUGAAUCAUUUUGCGCACUCUCCCUCAUCAAUCAUGGCCCGCACCAAGAAUACCACCAAGAAAUGUACCGGUGGCUCAGUGCCACACAUCCUCCUCAAGAUCUCAAGAGUGCAACUCUCUGGAGGGGACACCAGAAAAUGAAGGCUUUGAGCGCCACUAGGGGCGCCUUAUCUGUGGGAGGUGGGGACUUAGAGAAGAGGAAUGGUCAGCAUGAGGCUUUGACCGCCACCAGGGCCGCCACCAGUGAGGACUUAGAAAUUAGAAGUGCCCACAAUGAGUAUUGUAUACUCUGCAGGGAUGGUGCAGUGCACUAUGAAGACAAUACUCUCUUCAUGCUCUGCCUGCAGCUGCCGCCUGACAUAGAGACCAAAGUCCUACAAGAGGACAUCUCAUUCAGGUGCAUUUGUUGCCAUAUCAAGAUGGAACAAAGUGCCGCCUACUUUGGUUUCUAUAACAGCAACGGCCUUCCCUUCUUGGACAAGUUCCUAUCUGUCACUGGUGCACUUGAGGUGUCUGCCCGAGCUAAAAUAUCGGUGGCUCUGGUCAUUUUUAUUUACCUUAUCCUCGUCGACUUUGAAGUAGCUGCCUAUUCCUUAUUUCUUGUUCCCGGUGUCUCAGUUAUACUUACUACUGUACCUCAGUUCGAAUAUCAACUUAUCUCUGAAAUAAGGGACAGUACUUGGGAAAGGGGCACAGCAUACGAGCUGAGGCCAAAGUCCUUCAGAUCUGAUCCUCCAAGAGUACAACCUUACAUUAAGCCGUACUACUCCGGUGAUGGCAUCAAAUAUGUUGAGGUGUACUAUGACAUUGGUUUGAAGAACUCAUUCAUCUGGGAGCGUGUUGUCAUUGGUGUGUCCACUCACACUGACGAGGACUUUGGAGACCCUUUUACUGGGUAUGGAGAUGAUUCAAAGGGCCAUGUGAGCACUCUGGUCAAUGAUCAAAGUAUCAUUGACCAUGCCCAAGAAUCAUAUCUCUGGAUGCUCUGCUGCAGCUCCCUUAUCAACAACCUAGACUCAUUUCAUGGCUUGCAAGAGGCUGUUGUCCGGUGA
Molecule: messenger RNA, 1062 nt
Organism: Suillus discolor
Lineage: Eukaryota; Fungi; Basidiomycota; Agaricomycetes; Boletales; Suillaceae
Exons: 11
Coding region: 1-1062 (353 amino acids)
Source: RefSeq, a predicted model, not a curated record